AGCCGUUCACGACAAUUUACUAACAAAUGUCCGUUAAUUAUCACUUUCUCGUUGGUCGUUUAGAAAAAAUGUUUUCACCUAAAUAUGCCAUUAAGUCAGUUUGCAAGCCAUGUACUGGUUAAAAUACUAUUAUCUGCUGAUGGUUAUUCUUUGUAAAACAGUAAAAUGUAACGUGACAACGGAUAUGGAUGCCCUGUGGAGCAAACGGAAAAUCUUUUAUCAGUUUGAUGACAGCUUAGAUGAAAGCAAAAGAAGUCACCUUAUAAGUUUAUUCAACAAAUUCCAUGCAAAAACUUGUCUCCGUUUCGUCGCACGUAAGCACGAAGAGCAGGAUUAUGUACACAUACAGUUGGGCAGUUGGAAGACCUUGCUUCCCGUUUUGGGCCGUCGUGGAGGCCGGCAAACUAUAACCUUCACCGAAAAGGAUUUCGACAGCAGUCGGAUUCGGGUGAUUUUACGUGAUUUAAUGCGCACAGUGGGAUUUUAUUAUGAAAUGCAGCGACCAGAUCGAGAUUUAUUCGUCAGCGUUAACAAGUCCAACAUUGCUGUCAAAUACUGGAGUUUGUUCUCCAUGCCGGACCAAUGGAGGAUUAAUUUACUGGACGAAGGAUACGAUUUUAAUUCGGUGAUGCAGUUUGAGCCGGCGGAGUACACGAGUAUAUCCGUCAAUGCCAGUGCAGCUUUCUCUACUGUGUCUCGUCUGGAUGUCGUCGGUCAAGAAAAUGGUCUAAGCGAAACAGAUAUCCGACGAAUCAACAAAGCGUACAAAUGCCUGCCACUGAUCAGAUACACGCUUUUAUUUGCAGUCAACCGUAAAUGCCCGGAGAACUGGAUUUCUGGUAUCGAUGGACAGUGUUAUUAUUUUUCGUUUUCCGAUCCCACGCGAAAAAUCGCUGAUGGAUUAACAUCCAGGAAAGCAUGCGAGCGGAUGCUGGGCAUCCCAUUGGUACUGAGCGAACUGACCCUGCCUAUUUGGGGGUUUGUACUCGAUCAGAUGCGCCGUGCCAGGGUGGAUGAUGUGUGGACGGCAGCGUCACAUUCGUCGCGCGAGUUGUUGCUCAAUGAUCAUGAUAAUCGGUGCGCUGUGAUGGAUGUGGUCGGCAACACUAAUGCCAUGGACAACGGACUGCCAUGUGAAGCAGCCCGCCGACAUUUUAUUUGCCAGCAAACUGCAGCCAAUGAAUGCCUGUACGUAAGGAACGACACUUUCACAGUUUAUCCGGACUGUGUUGACGCAAGCCGUAUGAAAUUUUCAGACAUGCAGAUUUUGACAUGAAGGCUUGUACUGUGAAAUUGUGAUGCGCGCACG
Paramacrobiotus metropolitanus is the source of this 1309-nucleotide messenger RNA. RefSeq names its product zinc metalloproteinase nas-14-like. Gene Ontology annotation, molecular function: zinc ion binding; metalloendopeptidase activity. Lineage: Eukaryota; Metazoa; Tardigrada; Eutardigrada; Parachela; Macrobiotidae. Gene Ontology annotation, biological process: proteolysis. Bases 110 to 1276 code for a protein of 388 amino acids. The transcript has 8 exons. The record is from RefSeq and is a predicted model, not a curated record.